Molecule: messenger RNA, 305 nt
Organism: Dentiscutata heterogama
Lineage: Eukaryota; Fungi; Glomeromycota; Glomeromycetes; Diversisporales; Gigasporaceae
Source: the annotation of a GenBank genome assembly
AUGUCGCAACAAAUUGAUGCGAGGCAACGUUCGUAUGUGCAUUACUAUUGUCCCUGCCCUGAUGUGUCCAUAUCUAAUAAUACGGAAGAAGAGGAAGAGGAAGAUAUCGUAGAGUCUAUUCCCGACUUUGACGUUAACUCUCCUCGCGUUCAGUUUUCUACUUUCCCUAUAUCAAAAUUAUAUUUUUGUGAUGAUUGCCACCAAAUACGUUGUCCGAGAUGUGUACAGGAAGAAAUAGUUUGUUAUUAUUGCCCAAACUGUUUGUUUGAAGUGCCAACUGCUAGCGUAAAAAGUGAGAGAAAUAG